AUGUAUGCAGCUUUAACAAUGAUUUAUUUUAAUCGUUCUGCAUAUCAAGCAGCGCUAGUAUCGUAAUAAGUGCUGAAUAAUAUUGUUUCAUGUGAGUAAAGCUUGGAAAUUGAAUUAUUUAAAUUUAAUUUAGCCAUUAUCGUAAAGUCAGUUUAAAAAAUUUCCAUUUGAACCAUUAUUUGAAAAAGGUGUUCACAAGGAUACAAUUUUAAUAUUGCCACAACUCCUAUGAGAUCUUAAUAGCAUCAGUGUGUGAUGAUAAGAAUAUAAAAUUUUGGAAUUAUUCUAAUGAUUUUAAAGAAAUGUUCUCACAUCAAUUCCACGAAACUGCAUUACGAAUGGCUAUUCAUCCAUUAAGUUAUUAAUGCGCAAUUGAAUUUAAGGAUGGGUAAUUAAAUAAAUAUUCAUUAUAUAUAGGCUUCGAUUCUAUUUUAUCCUAGAUGAUGAUCUUACAUUAGUCCAUAAUGAGGCUACUAAAGUUUGUAAUGCACUUACAUAUAGUGAAGGAGGUCAAAUUUUAGCAGCUGUUAAUGGUAAUCAAAUUUAUUUGUAUAACCCAUUAACAUAUAAAAUGAUUAAUGUCUUGCCUAAUCACUAAACAAAUCUAAAGGAUCUAUUAUUUAUUGAUAAAGUAUUAAAAUUAAUUAAAUAUAUUUCAGGACAAUCUGUUAAUUUCAUAAGAAAUUUACUUUCUGGAGAAAGAAUCUUAGAACAUGCCUAAAAGCAAAACAAGUAUCAAAGUUUAUGUUAUGACUUUGAAUACGAUCUUGUUAUUGGUGUUUCAUAAUAGAAAUUAAAGGUUUAUCAUUAGAAGGGUUAGAACAUGGUCUUAGAAGUUGAUACAUCUUUAGUUAUCUAAUAAGUUCAUCUAUUGAUGGUAGUAUCUUUUUUAGUAAAAUCAAAUAGUUCAUUAAUCGAGAAGAAGUAAUAAUAAUAUCUAAUUAAAACUAGAUUACAUAAUUGGAUCUGA
Paramecium sonneborni is the source of this 970-nucleotide messenger RNA. The record is from the annotation of a GenBank genome assembly. NCBI's taxonomy places the organism in Eukaryota, Ciliophora, Oligohymenophorea, Peniculida, Parameciidae.